Trypanosoma rangeli is the source of this 1326-nucleotide messenger RNA. RefSeq lists its product as uncharacterized. The record is from RefSeq and is a predicted model, not a curated record. The coding region runs from base 1 to 1326 and encodes 441 amino acids. NCBI's taxonomy places the organism in Eukaryota, Euglenozoa, Kinetoplastea, Trypanosomatida, Trypanosomatidae. The transcript has a single exon.
AUGAAGCGUCAGAGAAGCCUUCUCGACUUCUUUCCUAAGCGACGGGUGACGCCGCUGGCUGUUGUUGUUGCUGCCGCUGCUCCCGCUGCUCCCGCUGCUCCCGCCGCCCCAGGGGCUGAAAACGAGGAAAUAGACGAACCACCGCCGCUGGCGUCAGCACGAAGCAAAAUAACUACUCCUCAGGUUGUGUCAAGCAGUUGUGGCCGCGUCGCAGUUUUACCGACGGACGCGACAGAAAGCCUAGACGGCAGUGCAACGAAUUUUUUCCACACGUCGUUGUGUUGCUUGGACACACCGCGGCGUACGCAGGCAACGGUCCAAACUUUUUUGGACUUUGGCCAAGACAAUGCAGGUGGAACGAUGAAAUGCAGCCUAUGUGGAAUGUUUUUUAACUUUACGGUGACGGAAGACAUUCGGAUACAUGAACGCUGCUGCACCGCAUUGUUAUCUGGUAAGAGUAGUGCGAGCACGAAGGGGAAACAACGUGCAGAUGACCUCGAAGCAUGGCUUGUCUCUGCACAGCUUGGAAAGACGUUGGAGGGGUUCGUCCAGCCAAAGCGACGCGGCCAAGCUGUGAAGGAGAGGCUGCGGAAGUGCACCAACGGAGAGUUCUGUACCAGGGUACAGGAAUCGUCGAACAAGGAGCUUGUCCUCUAUGUAUUUGAUGGUAGCAAGCAGGAUUGUGUGAAGGACGUGGUAUUCCGCCGGCUCGUGGAGGCACUUGAGUUUUCAGAGGUUAUGUUGUCCGCUGCGGCGUACUCUCUUGUGGCGGUGGUGCACUGUCACACCGGGCGUCUCUUGUGCGCCGUUGCAGGAAAACCCUCAACACGGGAGCAGGACCCCGUCCUUACCUUGGGGAAGAGUGAGUGUUGUACCGUGACGCGUUGUCACACACGACCGUGUGUGACAUUUUGUGACGUGCCGUACGUGUGGUGUCAGCGUGAUGCAGCACUGGAGGCGAUGACAGCAGAUUGGUGGCACACAGAUACGGUGGCUGCGCUGCAGCCGACACGUUUGGCGAUUCAGGAUUUCUUUCAAUGCACCAAACAACAGGAGAAAAAGCAACAACGCCUUCACGCCCUUGUAGAUACCGCACUACGCUGGGCUGUGACAACAUUGGGUCGCCACGUUAGUUACGGACACACGCUUUGUCCACGGUCAGAGUUUUCAUAUGACUGUAAUACCCUCUCUAGUGAUGUACUGAGCCGCGUGGAGGUUGUCACGGCAUGCAUUAAUGCGGCAGCGCCAUUGUACACGCACACCGAUGGUCAUGAUGCUUUUGGUGACUCUGACGCCGAGCUGUCUGUGGUGUCGUAUGGCGAAUGA